This is a messenger RNA of Glycine soja, 2046 nucleotides long. Its product is annotated as nuclear pore complex protein DDB_G0274915-like. Gene Ontology annotation, cellular component: cytoplasmic stress granule. Gene Ontology annotation, molecular function: RNA binding. Gene Ontology annotation, biological process: cytoplasmic stress granule assembly. NCBI's taxonomy places the organism in Eukaryota, Viridiplantae, Streptophyta, Magnoliopsida, Fabales, Fabaceae. The record is from RefSeq and is a predicted model, not a curated record. The transcript has 11 exons. Bases 134 to 1651 code for a protein of 505 amino acids.
UUGUGUAUCGUGCUCGCUCUCUGUCAUAACGAAACUCGUUUUUGCAAUUGCCAGAUCUCUUCACUCAAUUGCAACAGCAGAAGAAGCAUAAGCUUCUAGAGACACAGAGAAAAAAAAAAAAAAGGAAUUGAAGAUGGAUUGCAGAAACAGGGACUCAAUCACAGAGAAUCACACUUCAUCAUCAUCAUCAUCUUCUUCUUCUUCUUCUUCUUCUUCUUCUUCGUGUGAUUCACUCAGCGAAGCCUUGCUUUUCACCACCAUGUGCAUCGUUGGCCACCCCGUCGAUGUUCACGUUAAGGAUGGCUCUGUCUAUUCCGGAAUCUUCCACACUGCUUCUGUUCACGCCGAUUACGGUAUUGUUUUGAAGAAAGCAAGGAUGACCAAGAAGGGAAAGGGCAACUCUAAUGUCGGAAAUGAGGGCUUCGUGGAUACACUAGUGAUUCUAUCCAGUGAUCUUGUGCAAGUUGUAGCUAAGGGAGUAAUAUUUCCUGCAGAUGGUGUUGGUGGAAACAUAACUGGUGAUGAUGAGGAAGCAGUUGCACAUAAUGUUUGUUCCGAGAGUCUAACAUGUGAGGUAGAGAAUCAUACAGGACCUUUGAUGGGUGCAAAACAGGUUAAUCAAUUAAGACAAGCUGGAGACGACAAGUCAAACUCAAAAGGGAAAACUGAUGACUGUGGACAGAAGUCUGAGUCUGUUAAUGAAAAAAUUGAUGAAAAGACUCAAAACCUCAAUUCAAGCCAUGAAACUGAUACAUGUCCAGGUCAAGAGGUAGCUGUUGAGCAUGGAAGCACCGAUAGGACAUCAAGUCCUUCGGAUAAUGGAUUACUCUGCAACAAUGCCCCUGCAUCUGUUAAGGCCAAUGAUCGGAAUAGUGAAAGGUCUACUUCUGCAGACUCUGUCUCUAAAAAUUUAACCCAAGGUGUGGAUAUCAUCCAAGAUUCACAGCCAGCAAGGUCCAUUGAAAUAUCUGCUCCAAGGGGUACAGAUUCUACCAGAAAUGCUAAGGAAUUUAAGCUCAAUCCAGCUGCCAAAACCUUCUCUCCAUCUUUUGUGAAUCCUAUAUCAGCAACUUCUGCUGCAAACAUGGUAUACAUACCAAAUAGCUCUCCUCCAGUCUCUGUUACUAUUCAACCUGAAGUUGGAUUCAAUACUUUUGCUUCUCGGCCAUCAAUGCCUGUUAAAGUUGCACAGUACAGUAAUUUGACAGUGAGCAAUGGUGGCAGUGGCUCUCAAUUUUCACAGCCUAUUGUUGGACAUGUGGCACAUAGAACCCAACCUCUACGGUAUGCUACACAUUACAGUCCAGUUUUGUCUGAACAUGCUUAUAUGCAACCAAGCUCUCCUGCUGUUAUGGUUGGACGUUCCCCCCAGUUAGUCUAUGUUCAGCCAGUUUCCCAUGAUUUGAUUCAUGGAACAACAACUGUCCCACCAGUCUCAGCUCGCCCUCUGUUGAAUCAUGUACAAUUUCCAAAGCAGCAGGGAGGAACAAUUGGUCCAGCAAUGCCAGUUUCUGUUCCCCCUCCUGUCCUAACAAGUGGACAUCAGCCCUUUGCACUUCAAAGCCACAUUCCCCUUCUGCAACCUGGCUUUCCUGUCACUCGACCUAUUUCAGUCCCUGGACCAAAUGGUUUCUAUGGCACUAAGUAUUAGUGAAAUUUUUAUUCAGAUUCUGGUGUUAAUAUCUCUGAGUUAAGGUUCAUUCUUCUUUUUUCUUUUCUUUUUUUCUUCUUUUUUUUCUAAUAGAUUAUGCUAUAAAAAUUUUGUCUUCUCUUAUUUGUGAGAACUGAGUGUACAGUGGCUUUCAGCUGGUAAAAUUACUUGAUAUUUUAGCUUUAUUCGUUUGAGAAGUUUUUGGGAGUCCUCAUCUGAAGAUAAGGUUCAUUUGUAUCUUUGGAGUUGGGAAAGAUUUUUCCUUUCAAGAGUUGAUAUUGUAUGUUUUGGAAAUUAUUUUUGAACGAGUUCUUUAUACACAUUAAGCAUAUUGAAUGUAGACCUCCCGAUUAUUUAUUUAUAAUGAUCUCUGACAAACUGAUGUAUUACCCAUA